AUGGUCUGUGGAAACGUUCACUCCUGUGCCUGUAUGCUGGAACUUGAAGGCGACAAGAAUGUGAAAUUUGGCUCGGUGGUCAUUGAGGAUGUGGCUGUGGUCUUCAGCCAGGAAGAGUGGGCUCUGCUGGAUGUUGCUCAGAGGAGACUCUACAGAGAAGUGAUGAUGGAAACCUUCAGAAACCUGGCCUCAGUCGCUCUUAACCAGCCAGGGACAGCCCUCCGUGAUGAGAUGUGCCAUGAAUGUGGCAAAGAUUUCUAUAGUUUCUCAUCCUUCUGGACCAGUGUCAGAGGUUACGGCGAAUGUAAAGAAUAUUGGGAAACAUUUAGUUGUCCUUCAUCUCUCAUUUUACUGAAAAAAUUCCAUAACAGAGGUAAGCCGUACGAAUGUAAGGAGUGUGGGAAAGCCUUUAGUGUGUCCUCAUCCCUAACUCGACAUAUAAAGACGCACAGUGGAGAGAGGCCUUACGAGUGUAAGGAGUGUGGGAAAGCCUUCAGUCAGUCAUCACACCUCACGACACAUAUAAAAAUCCACAAUGGAGAGAGGCCUUACGAAUGUAAGGAGUGUGGGAAAGUCUUCAGUUACUCCUCAGCCCUCACGACACAUAAAAGAACUCACAGUGGAGAGAGGCCCUACGAGUGUAAGGAAUGUGGAAAAGCCUUCAGCGAUUCCUCGGCCCUCACUAAACAUAUCCGAACGCACAGUGGAGAGAGACCCUAUGAAUGUAAGGAGUGUGGGAAAGCUUUCUGCCGUUCCUCACACCUCACCACACAUAUCAGAACUCACAGUGGAGAGAGACCCUACAAAUGUAACGAAUGUGGAAAAACCUUCAGUCGUUCGUCACACCUCACCUCACAUAGAAGAAUCCACAGUGGCGAAAGGCCUUACGAGUGUAAGGAGUGUGGGAAAGCCUUCAGUGAUUCCUCAGCCCUCACUAAACAUAUCAGAACUCAUAAUGGCGAGAGGCCGUAUGAAUGUCAGCAGUGUGGGAAAGCCUUCUGUCAGUCUUCUCACCUCAUUUCCCACACAAGGACUCAUGUGGAGAGACUGGCUCAGCAGUGGGACACUGAAUAA
Molecule: messenger RNA, 1074 nt
Organism: Chrysochloris asiatica (Cape golden mole)
Lineage: Eukaryota; Metazoa; Chordata; Mammalia; Afrosoricida; Chrysochloridae
Product: zinc finger protein 709-like
Exons: 3
Coding region: 1-1074 (357 amino acids)
Biological process (GO): regulation of transcription by RNA polymerase II
Molecular function (GO): DNA-binding transcription factor activity, RNA polymerase II-specific; RNA polymerase II cis-regulatory region sequence-specific DNA binding
Source: RefSeq, a predicted model, not a curated record